AUGAACUGUUUACCGCUCGAGGUCGUAACCGAUAUAUUCGUACUGACUCAGGAAGACGAUAUGGAGGAGUGGUAUGAUAAGCGACUUGUCAGUCCAGGCUGGAAAGAGGUGAUCGAUGGGUGCCCGAAGCUGUGGAGAAGAGUGGACCUUGCUGCGGGCUUCAAGUUUGUGGGCAAGCAGAUGGAGCGGGCGAGUGGGCUGCCUUUAUGGGUCCAGACGGACGUGUCGCAGUGCGAACCAUUCGGGGCGGCUUGGAUCGUGGCGUACUCCGACGUGAUCGAGCAACUCACUCUCUAUGUACGGUCCGACCAGAAACACGAUGGGCUGGAGGUCGUCAAGGAUAUAUUCGAAAUCGUGCAGUUCCCCCUCCUUCGUCGCCUUACUAUUCGUCGAGAAGGUCGCAGCGGAGAUCAAACGGUAUCCCUUCCGAUAUUCCCUGCCGAGCUGGUGGAUCCCUCCGCUCUCACACACAUCGAGUUGACAAACGUAUCCUACCCUGCGUCGGCAUUAGCAUAUAACACAUCUCUUCGCGUUCUUCGCCUCGAUAACUCGAGCUCCGCAUCCACGAUUGCUCUGGGAGAUCUCCGAAAUGUCCUCGCUGCCUUGCCGCUGCUGGUCGACUUGACUCUCGGAGGCAAGCUCGCUGUCAACAGAGACGACCUCAAGCUCCCGCCUACCACGUUAGCAACCUUGACGGAAUUCGCCUUCUUCGGCAGCAUGAAAUGUCUCGACCAUCUCUUCGCAGCAUUCUUACUCCCCGGUGUUGAGAGCUGGAAGUUUCGACUUCGAGUCGGAAGAGCGGGCAUAUCGUCGGCGAGUAGAUUGAGGACCGUCAUGAGGACAUGCGCGGCGUUGCCAUCCAAGAUAGACAUGCGUUGGGUCUCGAGUACAGGGAGCAGGGUACAACUCCUCGGUGGAGAUUAUCCUCGGUCCUUCGCUCUGCAGCUCUCUGCUCGGCACAGUUCACCAUGCGAGAUACUGUCCGACUUGCUGGUCGGGGUGGAAUCUCUACCGUCGGUGACGCAGCUACAUCUCCACGGCGGAUCGGAUUUUUUGGAGGUUGGCGAGCCGAGGGACGAAGAGGUCGAGAGGUUCUUAGUGGCUGCGAGGAGUGUUGAACGGGUCGUGUUCCACGGGAAUGGAAAUUCGUGGGUCCGGGUUCCUGACGUUCUGAGGCGGAGGUUGGCGAUGGGCGUGAACAUAUGGGAGAAGAUCGUGACUGUGGAGUUUGGGAGGGGUGUCGCUCUGCCAUACGUCGUAAGGGUUUGGUUGACGCUCUUUUGGAGGUUGCAGUGGAGAGGAACGCCGUUGCGUGUGUUGAGAUUACAGGGGUGGAUGCUUCAGACUGCGAGUACAUGGGAGUUUCGAACGCUGGCCGAACAGUUGGGCCAGGUGGCGGAGACGGUAGAGGGGGACUUGGAUCAUGAUGAGUAUCAGCAAGUUGACGCCGCCGUCGAAUUUGUACGGGCGAAGUGGAUUAUAAACGUGAGCGAGUUAGUUGACACCGUGCGGAUGAAGUGUAACGCGGAACAAACCCGAAUCACUGUCACCAGCGCCAUAUAUCUCCUUCGCCUGUGUAAAACUCUCAGAUCCGGGUCAAUAAUCGACGGUGUUAGAAUCGUCUUCCACAUCAGCUCUGAUGCAGGACAUCAGGUCAUUGCGACCUUCAAGGAAGGCUUCUCAUCCGUGAUCGCGCCGAUGAAGCGGGUGGGGCCACGGUAUCCGGUAGCGGCCCCUGCAGAAUUCUUCCCGAGAGAUUUAACCGAAGGUCAUCAGAGAGACGGGGGAGGUCUUGCUGAUGAAGAGGGGGUGGAGACGGUGGUUAACAAUGAGUCCCGUGUCCACAGUCAGGGUACAGCAGAGGAGUUGUUGAUGCUACUGACGUAG
Molecule: messenger RNA, 1887 nt
Organism: Stereum hirsutum FP-91666 SS1
Lineage: Eukaryota; Fungi; Basidiomycota; Agaricomycetes; Russulales; Stereaceae
Exons: 5
Coding region: 1-1887 (628 amino acids)
Source: RefSeq, a predicted model, not a curated record